This is a messenger RNA of Drosophila novamexicana, 2695 nucleotides long. RefSeq names its product zinc finger protein 540-like. The coding region runs from base 78 to 2675 and encodes 865 amino acids. Gene Ontology annotation, biological process: regulation of transcription by RNA polymerase II. NCBI's taxonomy places the organism in Eukaryota, Metazoa, Arthropoda, Insecta, Diptera, Drosophilidae. Gene Ontology annotation, molecular function: RNA polymerase II transcription regulatory region sequence-specific DNA binding; zinc ion binding; DNA-binding transcription factor activity, RNA polymerase II-specific. Gene Ontology annotation, cellular component: nucleus. The transcript has a single exon. The record is from RefSeq and is a predicted model, not a curated record.
ACAGCAACGACAUCCACAAAUUCUUUUUCUGACGCGUUUUUUUUUCUUAGCAGUUUUAAAUUUACAACACACCGAAGAUGAAUGAGGGGAGUGGAUACUCCAUACAAACAAUAUGCCGCAUCUGCUUGAAUCAUUUGCGAAACGAUGCCGCCUACGACCUGUUUCUGGUCCCGGGUCUGGCCAAGAAACUGUGUGUGUGCACUUCACUCUCCGUGGAACAGCAUGACGGGUUUCCUAUGAAUCUGUGCACCAAUUGCUAUACCCGGCUCAACGACUUGCACGACUUCCAGAAGCUGUGCGUGGACUCCGUGCAAAGGUUUCAAGAAAUGGUCGCCAACAAUUUUUUCACAACAACUGCUGCGCCCAUUAACCAAAUUGACAACUUUGACGUCUUGAAUGUUGCGACACAGGAUGCAGAUUUGGCUGGCGAGGAAGAGGAUCGGAUAAACUUUGAUCCGUUGCUGAAUCACAAGAUGGAGAUUAUAGAGAACGAAGAGGACGUGUUCAAAAUGCUGGAGCACGUCGACAAAGAGGCGGAGGAGGUUGAGAAAGAAGUCAAACAAGAUGUUGAGGACCAGACUGGCAUUCUCCAAAUGUUUGGCGAUGAAUCCUCAAUCGCAAGCAGCAACGACAAUGACAACGAUGUGGACUUUGAGCCUAACAGCAGUGACGGCGACGACGACAUGCCCCUGGCCCAACGUCUCCGUGGGAAUCCAAGAACAAGCAGUAAAACGAAUGUGAAAAGAGUUCUCGCCAAUGCAGAGCUUGAGGACGACUUUAGCUCAGGAUCGGAAGAAGACGGCACCAAAUCCAGAAUGAAGCGCAAGCGGAUUCCAGCUGCUGAGCGGCACUUGCAUCGUAUCAUCGACUGCCAUAUUUGCCAUCAGAAGUUCAAGAAGGCCAUCCGUUACGAGGAGCAUAUGAAGCACCAUAACGAUCUGUUGCCUUUCCAGUGCAAAGUAGAUACCUGUAGAAAGGGUUUUACAACGGCUGGUGGUCUGCGGCUUCACGUCGAUCAUGCGCAUACGGAACUGUCUGAGGUGCAUGCCUGUAGCGUUGAAGGAUGUGGCAAGACAUUUCCUCGCAUUCGCCUGCUUACUUUCCAUAUGAAGAAGGUGCAUAACAUUUCGAAGGCUGCGGCGCCGCCAAGAGAUUAUCCCUGCACAGAGUGUGAGAAGGUCUUCCGCUGUCCCAUGGCACUGAAGAAACACAUGUACAAGCACGACGGCAAGGAGCUGCCAUUCCCUUGUAAUAUAUGUGGCAAACGUUUUGUGAUCAACAGCGCGCUAAAAGAUCAUCUGAUGCGGCACGCUGGCAUCAAGAACUACGUGUGUCCUUACUGUGGCGUUGGCAAAACCACGCGGCAGGAAUGGAACACGCACAUCCUUACGCAUACCCAAGAGAAGAAGUUUAAGUGUCACAUAUGCGAGCAUGCCUCCCAUAACAAGCAGAGUCUGGCCAACCACAUCAAGAUUGUGCACGAGAAGAUCAAAAACUAUGCCUGCCAGUAUUGCGGCAAAACCUUUGGCAAGUCGCAUGCAUGCAAAAUCCACGAGAUGACGCACACCGGUGAGAAGCGUUGCGAGUGCAAAGUGUGCGGCAAGAAAUUCCUUUAUCCAAAAAGCCUUACGAAGCAUUUGAAAACGCACGAAAAGCGUGUACUGCGUGCCAUUGAAACGUAUCGUCAGCGCCAAGUGGAACUUGGUGAAGUGUCCACAGGCACUGGCGAGCCAUCGGAUAUUGCGGCAGCUGUUGCAGUCGUUGAAACACCGACGACUGCGGAUGCAGUCGAUGUGAUAAUAUCCCAAAAUGCUGCCGAUGAGCUGCUUAAGGUGUGCGCCGAGUCGGUGGCAACGAUACCCAGGGAUCCAAGACGUGUGCAGCGUGUGGACAUAGCGCAGCUGGCUGGCACGGCAGUUAAUCCAAUUCCAUCAGUGUCAGUACCCUCCUGGUCACCACAGGUGAACUUUACGAAGAAGGAAGGCAAACACAUUUGCCCCGGCUGCGGGCAGGGCUUUAACAAUAUUGGCAACAUGAAACGGCACUACAAGAUCAUACACGAGAAGGUAAAGGAUUUUGCCUGUCGCUUCUGUCCAAAGCGAUUCGCUAAAGCGCAGACACUGCGGCAUCACGAAUGGAUACACACUGGCGAAAAGCCUUUCGAGUGCAAAACAUGUGGCACACAUUUUCGACAGGAGACGGCGCUCAAGCGUCAUCAAAGAACACACGAAAAUCGCCCACCCGUCAUAUCAUCCAAGUUCUACGCAGCGCGCGAGGAAUUGGAGGAGCAGGAGCGCACGAAACGCGAGGCCAGGCGCAAAGCUGAAGCGAAACGCAAAGAAAUUGCGGAGGCCGCUAAAGAGCAACUCUCAUCGCUGCACAAGAUCGAGGCCACCGACAAGAAUCUGCACUCGUAUGAUGAGUACCAAGAGGCUGCCGCAGAGCGUGCAGCAGCAUCAGCUGAAUUGCAGGCACAACAGUUUGAGGAGAACGAGGUCAAGCGACGGGCGGACAUGGAGCGUCUCAAAAUACAAGAGGCCGCCUACGAGCAGCUGCAAAAACUACAAAAGCAGCAAGAAAUCGAGAAGGCACAAAGCUCCUACGACGGGUACUAUGCGCAAAAGGCCAACGCCGACGGCACAACCCUGGAUGACCUUAAGAUUGAUCAUGUGUGAGAGCGGAUUGCUUGAUAAGA